AUGGCUGCCACCACCGCCGUCACCCAGAAGCCCCCCGCCAAGGAGCACUUGCCUCGGCGGCGCAGCGUGAGCCAGAUCUGUCCCCCGCCGCGGCGGCCGAUGACCCUGGCGGAGGUGUACCCGGGCAGUGAGAACGAGCGACUGGGCGUGGUGCGUGAAAGCAUGCUUCAAAACCAUCUCAUCAAUAAGCCAGAACUGGGGAAGCCACGCCGAAGCUGCUACACUCUCCCAGGUUACGAUUUCAAUUACGGGUUAUAUCUGCGCGGGACUGACGGAGGGGUACCGGAAGCCAUUGGCCACUGGAAUGCAAUAAAGCCCAGAGCCCCUUCAGCAAAGGAGCGGGGCCGUGAUUACAAGACCAUGAACCGCAAAGCCAUCCAAGAGGGUUAUGUCACUGCACAUGAGCAGAACCUGUACCGCCAGCUCAAGGACAUCCGCUUAAGUGAUAAUGAUGAGCGACGCUUUAAGAAGACGCCCCCCAAGGUCCCUCCGGACAUGACGUACGGAAGACCAGCAAGGCCCUCCACCCCUUUCUUCGACCUGCUCCAGCAUAAAUACAAAGAGAUAUGGAUGGAACAGCAAAGAGCCGUCAUUCGAGCCCAGAAGGAGGAGAAGAAGCAAAAAAAACGCAAAGGGAAAGUGUACGAAACAUACACAAGUCUGCUCCGGAAGUUCCAGCCUCCAAUGAAGACAGAGCAGCUUUGGCGCAUACCCCACUUUCAGAAGGUGUGUGGCAGGAGCACUGGAAGCGGCAGCGGUGACGGUGGAAAUGGCGGAGGCGAUGGAAGCGGUGUAGCAUUGGAGCAGCAGAGCGAGGCAACUGGAGUGAUGGAGGCGGAGACAGAGGCGGAGCAACAGAAGGACGUGGUGACGUGA
Messenger RNA from Gekko japonicus, 876 nucleotides. It is a transcript of the gene CFAP77, whose product is annotated as cilia and flagella associated protein 77. The transcript has 6 exons. The record is from RefSeq and is a predicted model, not a curated record. Lineage: Eukaryota; Metazoa; Chordata; Lepidosauria; Squamata; Gekkonidae. Bases 1 to 876 code for a protein of 291 amino acids.